ACGACUAACAGAUAAUUCACCUCGCUUUCUACACUAUAUAGCUUGUUAUGAAUAGCUUCAAGGUUCUUAUUUUUAAGUUCGCCUGAAAUAUCUCCGUAUUAGGAAAUUUCUGUGCAAAUUAGGGCUCACCAGGGUGGUGUGACUGGCAUGAUCACAAGGCUCAAGACUGCAACGACAUCUCAGCCUCAUCUUAAAUUGACCUCCCACUUCUAUUGUUCUGCACACUCACACCAACUGAGAACACGCACAGACUGUUAGAGAAUACAUUACCAAGAAGUCCUCGAAGGAUGAGUUCAUCCAUCAAACUCGUCUCUUCAAAGGCGAGCGAUGGUUACAUUGGAGAAAACAUUCAGGCUGAUGGGAAUGAGAACACCUACAUCAAAGUUGAUGAGGCACCAAAAUUUGAUCUAGAGUCCUACAUCGCGAAUUACAAAGGUCGCACGCGUUUCGAUCGAUUAUUUCUCAUAGGCAAAUGCUCAACCAUCUUAUCCGCCGAUGCCCUCAGACUAGCGGUAGGCGAAGCUAAAUCCGGUAAAGACGUCGAACGAUACGUGCAGGCGGUACAAGCCUUGAGUCAAGUGGCACCAAACGACCCGGACGCCGUUCUUGACCAACGCUGGGUUGAUAUCACGCGACAGGCUGUGAGGGCCGAGACAGACAAACUUGAACACGAGCUGAAGGGCUACAAAAAUAAUCUCAUCAAGGAGAGCAUACGCAUGGGCACCGAUGAUCUAGCUUCACAUUAUCAUUCUAUUGGCGACUUGGCAGCUGCAUCAAAAGCUUAUGCUCGUUUGAAAGACAACUGCACUACACCCAGUCACUUUGCAGCCAUGCAUCUAAAAACGAUCAACGUGGCUAUUGACCGUGGCGACUGGUUUGGCGUGCAGCAAGCUGUCGCUCGAUACCGAUCAGGACCAAAGCCAGAGGAUGAGCAUUCCAAGAGUGCACCAAAGAUAUCUUCUGCUUCGGGUCUGGCUCAGCUUGGACAGGGAAAUUAUCUGGAAGCUGCGAAUCAGCUUCUCAACGCCGAUCCCACGCUGGGUGAUACUUACAAUGAGGUUCUCACUGCAAACGAUGUCGCUGUCUACGGUGGAUUGUGUGCGUUGGCUUCCAUGGAUCGAAACGAGUUGCAACGCCGCGUGCUAGAGAACAGUCAGUUUCGAAACUACCUCGAACUAGAGCCUCAUAUCCGCCGGGCGAUAUCGGCUUUCUGCAAUUCCAAAUUUCGGGCCUGCUUGGAUAUCUUGGAGGAAUACCGAGCAGAUUACCUACUCGACAUUCAUCUUCAACGCCAUAUCCCAGCGUUAUACAACCGGAUUCGAACCAAGUCCAUUCAGCAAUACGCCCUCCCAUUUAGUCGAGUUUCUCUUGAGGCUAUGGCAAAAGUCUUUGCACCUGAAAUCGUUGGGGGUGUUGCGUCACCCACCGAUAUCAGCUCCCCGUUCGUUCAGGAACUGAUCAAGUUGAUUGAGAAUGGCACAUUAGACGCACGCAUCGACUUAGAGAAAGGGCUACUCGUUUCGAAACAGAUGGACCUGCGUAGGGAAGUGAUCAAGGAAGCCUUGGAGAGUGCUGAGGAAUACGUGAAUGAGGCACAUCUACGACUUAUCCGUACAAAUCUUAUCAAUGCUGGGUUGGAGAUUCGUGUUGCUCCUUCAGCGCUGACUACAGAGGAGGCGACAGGACGGACACCAUGGAGUUAAACUGUGCAAAAUGCUUUCAGGAACCCAUAUUAUGGCUAAAUGGACACGACGACAUGAUUAGAUCGUAGAUCAUACAAUACAAAGAUAAAUAACGGCUAUC
Messenger RNA from Talaromyces stipitatus ATCC 10500, 1803 nucleotides. RefSeq names its product COP9 signalosome subunit 1 (CsnA), putative. The transcript is spliced from 4 exons. Gene Ontology annotation, cellular component: COP9 signalosome. The coding region runs from base 288 to 1703 and encodes 471 amino acids. NCBI's taxonomy places the organism in Eukaryota, Fungi, Ascomycota, Eurotiomycetes, Eurotiales, Trichocomaceae. The record is from RefSeq and is a predicted model, not a curated record.